AACAAACGCAGAAUCCACGCGUAUCGAGUCCAAUGGCUGCAGAAAAGAAAGAUAAGAAGCGCAAAGCCGCUUCAAGUUCCAGUGCAGUCGAGACCGACCAGCCGUCCAAAAAAUCCAAGAAGUCCUUUGUGAAAAACGCGAAAGCUCCGACAGAGACUAAAUCAAAGGGUGCCUCUAAGGAUAAAAAACCAAAUAAUGUCACUAAUGGCAAGGCUACAAAACCUCUCAACCUGGACAAUGCCCCAGCUCGCGAUAUCAAACCACGGAAACGAGCCGCCGACUUCCUCAGCGACGAGGAAGACGAGAUCAUAAAAAGAGAUAAAAAGGACGCAUUGAAGGACUCAGCGAGUGUUACGAAUGAAUCCGUCAAGCCUCCUAAAAAGAAAGCAAAGGAAGAGGCUAAAGCUACGACCACUACGACUGAAAAAGUCUCCUUGAAAAAGGAUGAUGCGAAGGCUAAAGAAAAGAAGGAGUCAUUCAAGAAAUCAAAGAAGGAAGUCGAGGUUCGCGCAGAUAAUGACCAUGAAAGCGAGGAUGAUCACACGCUCGCCUUGAUUAGAGGGUUUGAUAGCAGCGGAGAGGAGGAUAUCUCUGGAGACGAGGGAUUCGAACCCGGACAAGCAGUUCCUCAGAUUCCAGACUCUAAGCAGGUCAAACGAAAGAUUCGCAAAUUGAAAAAGAAUCAUACCGAUGAGCCUGAGGAACCGGGGACUGUUUAUAUUGGACGUAUUCCCCAUGGUUUCUAUGAACAUGAAAUGCGGGCCUAUUUCUCCCAAUUUGGUGACAUCACUCGCCUAAGAAUGUCUCGUAACCGCACAACGGGCCGAUCCAAGCACUACGGCUACAUUGAAUUCGCGUCAGAAUCCGUCGCUAAAAUCGUUGCUGACACUAUGGACAAUUAUCUAAUGUUUGGCCACAUCCUGAAAUGCAAGUUCGUGCCGCAAGACCAACUCCACCCAGAGACAUUCAAGGGUGCCAACAGGCGAUUCAAGAGCGUGCCGUGGAAUCAGAUCGAGAAAAAGCAGCUAGAGGCUGGCAAAACAAGAGAUCAGUGGUCGAAGAAGAUUGCAAAGGAAGAAUCGAAGAGAGCUGCGAAAGCCGAGAAAAUGAAGGCUUUAGGUUAUGAAAUAGACUUGCCCAAGCUGGCCAGUGUGGACGGAGUCCCCGUUCAGAAGACCUUGGCCCAAGCUAAAACUGCGAUCGAGGAUGAUAACAUUGAGGCUCCCAAGGCUAUUGAAGCGCCGCCAAAGGCCAUAACCAAACCUGACGCACAGGAAGAGCUCAAAAAGGCAACCAAGAAAUCGAAAAAGAGCAAGGAUUCUGCCAAUGCAAGCGCGAAGAAGGCAGAUGCGCCUGUGUCUGAACAGAGCAAAGAAGCUACCCAUGAGAAGCCGGCCAAGAUUAAAGAGGCCGAUACUAGGAAAGCCCAGAACGGAGAAACCAAAAGCAAAAAGGAUAAAAGGCCCAAGGCCAAAACUCCCACUGUCGUUGCAGACAAUACCGAAAAGCCAUCCAAGUCAAAUCCAUCAGAAGCCAAGGAUCCAAAGGGUAAAGAGAUUAAGGAUAAACUGGGGAAAGUUGAGAAACCAGAAAAAUCCAAGAAAAGCAAAAAGUCUAAGCCAUAGGCGAUGAUGGGAUAUUCUAGCUUGCAAUGUAGUCCCUGUCCAUUGGUAGUCCUGGACCAUACAUAUGUGAGAGGAUCACAGUGUUCAGACCAAACAAGCAAUGAGUA
Coccidioides posadasii C735 delta SOWgp is the source of this 1732-nucleotide messenger RNA. RefSeq lists its product as uncharacterized. Gene Ontology annotation, cellular component: nucleolus. The record is from RefSeq and is a predicted model, not a curated record. Gene Ontology annotation, molecular function: RNA binding. Gene Ontology annotation, biological process: maturation of LSU-rRNA from tricistronic rRNA transcript (SSU-rRNA, 5.8S rRNA, LSU-rRNA). Lineage: Eukaryota; Fungi; Ascomycota; Eurotiomycetes; Onygenales; Onygenaceae.